Stegostoma tigrinum is the source of this 3558-nucleotide messenger RNA. Its product is annotated as organic cation/carnitine transporter 2-like. Bases 275 to 1981 code for a protein of 568 amino acids. The transcript is spliced from 11 exons. Lineage: Eukaryota; Metazoa; Chordata; Chondrichthyes; Orectolobiformes; Stegostomatidae. Gene Ontology annotation, molecular function: transmembrane transporter activity. The record is from RefSeq and is a predicted model, not a curated record. Gene Ontology annotation, cellular component: membrane. Gene Ontology annotation, biological process: transmembrane transport.
GUCUAUUAACACAUGAUCAAUACAGAUCUUGUUUAUGUGUGAUAUGAAGAUUUGUUUUCUAUUUGAUCUAAACAGCAAGAGUUGUUGGAGUUGUUGAAAGUGGAUUGUAAAUGCUGUGACUUGUGCAUAUAUUUUAUCCAUUCUGAUUGAAAAUAGAGUUUGUAAUUUUAAAUUUAUUGAAAGUUUUGAUGAAGCACUUUUGCUGCUUCAUUAAGAGAUAUCUUUAAGUGAAGGCACCAGCUGCGAAAAGGAAUUUUGAAGAAUAUAAAAGAAGAUGCAAGAUUAUGAUGAAGCGACUGCUUUUCUGGGAGAAUGGGGCCAUUAUCAAAUAAGUAUUUUCUUUUUGCUCAGCAUCGGUAUAAUACCAAAUGGCUAUGUGGGUCUGUCUAUGGUGUUUCUGGCCGAUACCCCUCAGCACCACUGCCGCCUGUCUAACACUUCGAACGUGACCUUUGAGGAAACCUCCUUCACAAAUCUGAGCUUAUUGCUGCCCAUGGUUGAUGAACAAGUGUAUAGUAAAUGCACUAGGUUCAAAACCCAGCCGCAAGAUGGUCUCAACGAUACAGCACCUAAGACGGAAGGUUGUGUGGAUGGCUGGGUCUAUAGCAAGGACAGAUACAUCUCAACCAUUGUCAGUGAGUGGGAUCUAGUUUGCGAGAACAAUUGGAAAGGUCCCUUUACCAUGUCAGUGACUUUUCUGGGAAUGACGAGUGGUGCUUUCAUCUCUGGACACAUUUCAGACAGGUAUGGGAGAAAAGUCGUUCUCUUUGGAGCUAUGAUAAUACAAACGGCCUUGAGCUUCGUUCAAGUGAUCUCCUGGAGUUGGGAGGUGUUCUGCAUAUUGUGCUUUUUUAUUGGGUUUGGAGAUAUCUCAAAUUAUGUAGCUGCAUUUGUCCUUGGAACUGAACUCCUUGGCAAAGCUGAGAGGACUGCUUACUCAACACUUGGUGUUUGUAUGUUUUAUGCAGUAGGCUACAUUAUUCUGCCAGGCUUUGCAUAUUAUAUCCGGAAUUGGAGGAUGUUACUGCUAGCUUUGACCAUCCCAGAGGUUCUGUAUCUUCCUUUCUGGUGGCUGAUACCUGAGUCUCCAAGAUGGCUGAUUGCUCAAGGUCGAGUGACUGAAGCAGAGAAAAUAGUGCAAGGCUUUGCUAAGAAAAACGGCAUCACCCAUGUUGGGGUGAUAUUUCAGCAAGUUGAUACCAGAGAAUAUACGCUUCUGAAUUCCACAGCUAGGCAAAAACAUCCACAUAAUUUCUUGGAUUUGGUUAGAACUUCAAAUAUACGGAAUAUCACAAUUCUAUCUUUCCUUGUGUGGAUGACUACCUCCAUUGGGUACUUUGUUUUAACGCUGGGAACCUCCAACAUGCACGGUGAUCCUUAUCUCAACUGUUUUAUUUCUGCAAUCAGUGAAAUUGUAGCAUACACAGCUGCAUGGUGGAUGGUGAAGCAUGCACCUCGACGACUUGCGACUGCUACCAUGCUGAUCCUUGGUGGUGUCAUUCUGCUCUUCAUUCAAUUUAUUCCUCCGUCUCUUCAUAUUCUGUCAACAGUCUUGGUGAUGAUUGGGAAAGCAGGUAUCACAAUAUCCUUCGCCAUUGUCUAUGUUUUCUCUGCUGAGUUAUAUCCGACUGUGGUGAGAAACAUGGGGAUUGGAAUAUGUUCCAUGGCAUCCCGAAUCGGCAGCAUAAUCUCCCCGUAUUUUGUUUAUCUUGGAACGUAUAACAGGAUAUUGCCUUUCCUGCUUAUGGGCAGUUUCAUUUUAUUGGCAGGAAGUUUCUGUUUACUCCUACCUGAAACACGUGACCAGCCUCUUCCUGAAAAUGUGCAGCAGGUACAGCCAGUCACAUGCCCCUGCUGCCCUGUUGGUUUUCAUCAUUCUGUGGUUAGUUCUACAAAGACAUCCACACCUGAGGAGGUGCAAGUUCAGAACAGCAGUAUUUACUUCUUGCCUGGCAGCCAACUGGACCAAGUUAAGGGAUGAGGCUAGCUACUGCUCAUCUUAAGAAAGUAUAAACAGGCACAAGAAGCAACAGUACUGAGACAGUCAAGCAUGAAAAGCAGAAAAGGAGCAACAAUUGAAAAGCAAAGUGGAAAUUUUCCAAAUCUUCUUGCAAUGCUAACAUUUCCAAAGACUUCAUAACUUCACAAAAUGAACUGAACAAGUCUUAAACGCAAAUAAAAAUGUGAAAAGUAUUCAACAGAAAAUUCAAUCACUGUUGAAAAUAUGCAGUUUCACACAAGUUAUCCAUGGACAGAGAUUCAGUGAUGCUCCACAUGACUAGUUAGUACACGGGUCGGUCUGCUUUUAAUGCCAGCAUUAGUCUAUUUAUUUGAAAGUAAACAAUCUCCCAUGGUGCUGGACAGUCAAGAAUCGAGGACAGCCUUCAGCUACAGCACAAUCAGAGGACACAAUUAAUUGGACCAGGAAGACAGGUGCAAUGCAGUCCCCAUUUUAAAGUCGUAUUUUCUGUUCUGGUUUUUAUAUAGUACUUUGAUUGUGUGCUGUUAUUUAUGUUAAGUAGCAAUUCAUGAGGAAGAGUAGUCACUUGAAGCUUUAGGGUUUCUCUGCACUCAGGCGUUACAGGAUUGAAAAAGCUAAGGUGCUACCAUGGCUGUGAGACUGCAAUAUUAUGACAGGACAUUUUACAUGGGUGAUUUUGAUGAUAAAUAUGACUUAAGAAUUUAGUAUGAGAAAGACUACACAAAAGUGAAAUCUAGAAAGAAAUAAGGUUUUUCUCAAACAGGAAAAGGCAGAAUUGUAUUGUUCUGUAUACAGAUUAAUGCCUUUGCUAAAUGAACACAUAAAGGAUUGUCAAUAUUAUUUUUAGCAUUGUCAGCAGCCUUUCUGGGUACUGGUGAUUUAGUGCUGUGAAUAAUGAAAAAAUGAUAAGAACCAGAUUUUUCAACAAUAUAUAACAGAAGUUCAAAUUAGUGUUUGAAUUCUAUAUCUUUAUUGAACAUCUUACAAUACAUCCUUCAAAAUGUUAGAAUUUUGGUUAUCCUAAAUUCUUGCUGCUCUGAUCACUGUCUUACAGCUGGCUUACUCAUCCUUUCUUCAGAACUUUUAAUUCUCACCAAUAUAAAUAGAUUUGUGACUUGUCUCCUCAUUCCUACCUUAUGAAUUGCCCAGUUGCAGUGAGGAUAGAGCAAGCCAGAUUCUUCUUCGAAAAUCAGCAUAGGUUGAAUGGUAAAAUAUUCAUGAACAACAUGUUUGAAUAUUUGAGAUUGGUACUUUAAUAUUCAUGCCUGCAAAUUAAAAGUAUCCAGUUUAUUUGAGAGAGUAUUGGCAUUUCUGGAAAACAAUUUUUGUGUAUUUUAGGAUGUCCACUUAAGCUGUGCCUAGAAUGGCUGAUUUUUCAUUGAUAAUAUAAUUUCCAAAGUUAUAUUCAAAUUAGGACAUUACUUCCCAGUGCAUUUUACUUUGUUCCAAUAAGUAACUGUAAUUCAUUUAAAGGCUGAAUUAGUGCAGAACUUAAAGAAAUACAACAAGCUCAACCAUGGAUAUACAUUGUCUAAGGCACAAACAUCAAAGAGAAAGGAGAAUUAACUAUGAUAAAC